Molecule: messenger RNA, 1299 nt
Organism: Belonocnema kinseyi
Lineage: Eukaryota; Metazoa; Arthropoda; Insecta; Hymenoptera; Cynipidae
Exons: 3
Coding region: 69-1022 (317 amino acids)
Source: RefSeq, a predicted model, not a curated record
GACUGCUCUACUAUUUUCAGUGAGGCUCUUCCCUCAGAAAAUAACUACCUGUUCAAAUUUAUAGUGAAAUGAUGUUCAGUAUUAUUUUAGUGAUAAUGGCUGCGGCUGUAGCAAAAGCCUCUCACUUUUCAUUUGAUGGUCACGGUCUGGGUCACACACAUAUUCAACCAAAGUUCAUCUCGCAGUCAGUUCAUUUACAAGAGGUGCCAACCAAGAUCAUCAAAAUUACGAAGACGGUCGCUAUCAAAGUUCCAGUUCCGUAUCCUGUCAAGGUACCACACCAUAUUCCUGUACCAGUUCCGGUAAAUCAUCCAGUGGCUGUUCCAGUUCCACAAAUUGUGAGAGUUCCAGAACAUGUGCCUGUGGAAAUUAAAAAACCAUAUCCAUUUCCAGUUCAUCAGCAAGUUCCUCUUUUGGUGUCCAAACCAGUCGCUAUUCCACAACCAGUCCCAGUUCCACACCCCGUGACAAUCGAUAAACCUGUCUAUUAUCCAGUUCCUCAUGCAGUUCCAUAUCCUCAAUCUAGCAAUGAAUACCAUGGUACUUUCAACGAGCACAAUGACCACAACGAAGGCACUGAUCACAAUUAUUUAUCUAGAUCUUUCAAUAAAAAACAAAGUAAUUAUGGUAGUGAUUCUUCUAAUGAAGGGGUUGAAUCUAAUCAACCAACAUUUAAAGCAUCUCAGCAAGACUUCAGGCUAGGAAGAGAUUAUUCCACAGACAAAGAUUUUCAAUCCGGACAAGCUUCUACAGUUGCCCAAGACUUUGCACCGAGUCGAGAUUUCCCAUCAGGCAAAGAUUUUUUACAAAAUUUUAAGUUAGCAGAAGAUCAUGCAUCAAACAAAGAUUUUGGAGAACAGCAUUUUCAAUCAGAGCAAGAUUAUGCAGCUAAUGGCGAUUUUGGAGGACAGCAUUUUAAAUCAGGACAAGUUGUUAGAUCGGAGAGAGAUUUCAAAUCGGGUCAGAAUUUUAGAUCCGGACAAGAGUCUGCAGCAGGACAAAAUUAUAAUCAAGAAGAGUAAGAUUGAAAUCAGUCUAGGAUGAAAAAAAUAUAAAAUCCUAAUUACGAAAUAGUAAGUGGUUUCUAAAUUUUUUGUUUUUGAAACUAAAUAUUAAAAUUAAACAAAUGAAAUAGUGACGUUGCAUCUUAGAGAGCAAUAUGAGUUCGUGUAAAUAUCUGUGAGUCAUAAUUUCUACUGUUAAGUUUUUACUUAUGAAUGCUCGUUGUUACGUUAUUUUUUACACUUAUGAUAAGAAUGUAUAUGAAUUUUUGUAAUAAAAUUGUAUUUAUAAUUGUAA